Messenger RNA from Musca vetustissima, 1353 nucleotides. Its product is annotated as GTP-binding protein Rhes-like. The coding region runs from base 1 to 1353 and encodes 450 amino acids. The transcript is spliced from 4 exons. The record is from RefSeq and is a predicted model, not a curated record. Gene Ontology annotation, molecular function: GTPase activity; GTP binding. Lineage: Eukaryota; Metazoa; Arthropoda; Insecta; Diptera; Muscidae.
AUGAAUGCCAAUAUGAUACGUUGCAAAAAUUGGUUUUGUGCUCGGAACAACAACAAUGACUACACUGAAGUUUUUUUCGGCGAUUCCAAUAAAAAUACCACACAACAACAACAAACUAUAACGACAACCACCCCACCAACGACAAGUGCUGUAACGCCCGACCGACAGCAUCAGCAGAUUAAUGGCAAAGUUACUACCGCAACGGGCCACAUUGGCAAUCACACAAUAGCUACUGCCAACAACACUGCGACAGCCACAACAACAAAUCACACAAUGAACAAUUCUAGUGGUGGUGGAUGUGUCGGUACGUCCGGUACAACAACUGGUGUUGGGGGAUCACAUGUUGUAACAUUUCUGGACGAUGUGCCCAGUGGCAGUAAUGGCGUUGUCAACACAACGACACGUUUAAUGAACCACGCCGAUCUGCAUCAGCAUCAAAACACCCACGACCACCAUACGGCUGACGAUUUAGAUGUCCUCGAUGAUGAUUUCAUAGCCAGUCAAGUGGUUAGUUCAUCCCUCUUAUGUGAUGAUACAUUGCCAGGUUCGAAAAAUUGUUACCGGCUAGUUAUGUUAGGAUCUUCACGUUCGGGCAAAUCAUCAAUAAUAGCCCGGUUUCUUGGCAAUCGCUUCGAAGAAGCCUAUACACCGACAAUAGAGGAUUUUCAUCGGAAAUUGUACCGCAUCCGUAAUGAAGUCUAUCAAUUAGAUAUUCUGGACACAUCCGGCCACCAUCCAUUUCCGGCUAUGCGUCGAUUGUCAUUUCUAACGGGUGAUCUUUUUAUAUUGGUAUUUAGCAUGGAUUCAAGAGAGUCAUUCGAAGAAGUUGUACGCCUAAGAGAAAACAUUCUGGAAACGAAAUGGGCAGCACUGAAUCCUGGCAGCGGUUUUAAAAAGAAAGCUUUGCCAAAAAUUCCCAUGGUGUUGGCGGGUAAUAAAUCUGACAAGGAACAAAGGACUGUGCAACUAGAUGAAGUUAUGGGUUAUAUUGCGGGUCAAGACAACUGUUGUGUGUUUGUGGAAUGUUCGGCAAAACAAAAUUACCACAUUGAUGAAUUGUUCUACGAACUAUUUACUGCUGCAAAUUUACCCUUGGAAAUGGCACCUAAUCACCAUCGACGUGUGGUUACUGUAUUUGGAGCACCAUCAACAUUGCCACCGCACUCAUCGGCUGGUGGUACAAAGAAGAAUGCCCUUUCCAUAAAGCGACGUUUUAGCGAUGCCUGUGGUGUGGUUACGCCAAAUGCCCGAAGGCCGAGCAUACGAACGGAUUUGAAUUUAAUGCGCUCAAAAACAAUGGCCAUGAACGAGGGCGAAGGCUCGGUGGCACGGAAAAAAUGCGUAAUUAUGUAA